This is a messenger RNA of Cladocopium goreaui, 1273 nucleotides long. The record is from the annotation of a GenBank genome assembly. NCBI's taxonomy places the organism in Eukaryota, Dinophyceae, Suessiales, Symbiodiniaceae.
GUCGGCAUUUAGCCAUGGCCCCCAAAUGGAAGACUUCCUUGAGAAACUUUCCAGGGAACGCCUUCACGCGGCAUUUGCUUCGAUGGGAUUUGGUGAAUCGCUUGGCUGAGAAACCGGACCGCCUCAGCGUCUCUGAACUGCUGCUGCUGGCCCGACAGUUCUUCGCUCUACACGCCCUGCUAGGCUUGCUGGGUUUGUUGGUGGAGGCACUGGCGCAAACAGUGACGCUUGCGGGCCUUUGGAAUGUGGCUUUCCCACUGACCGGCAUGCACUUUGCCAGGGAGAAUGGAGGUGGUAAUCGCGCUGUGCGAUGGUGGAUUGCAUACUGGCUUCUGGAGACCUUGUUUAACUUCUUCCAGAGUAUCAGCCGUGGUGAUACGAAUUUGCGAGCACUAGCGGUCUAUGGUGUGCAAUGGUUGGCUUUAGCACGUCUGUGGUGUUGGCUGCACGUGCAGCAAACCUCUUCAGUCCAAUUCUACUUGAACAUUGUGAUUGAGAGCGGCAAGGAGACUUGGCUGAGCCGCGCCACGGCCAGCACCAUUCGCAGCACCCGAAGCACAUCGGUGGAUUUGCUGGCGGACAAGACUUUCGCAGAUGACAAGUAUGCCUCACGCCUGGCGGACAGCGUGGAGAAGAUGAUCUGCGAAAAGCUGCGGGAUGAGGCCGCCAUCUUGGCGAAGGCCAAGAAGCAUUUUCAGCGAGGGAAUUUGAUCGUUGUUUUGGUCUCCAUUGAGCGAAUUGAUAUGAGGAAGAUGCUGGAGCUAAAGGGUGAACAGCACCGACUCAGAAGGGUCGACGUCAUCAUGCGCUUUUUACGCUUCGUGCCACUGCCACUGAAGCCCGAUUUCGAAGAAGUGCUUUUGUCACAGCUGUGUCGCAACAUGAUUGGCAACGUGCCCUCGCAGUUGACCCGGCAGAUGUGCGAAAUCGGUGGCGUGAACGUGGAAGUUGAAGCCAAGAGCAAGGAGCAGCAGGCAGACUAUUUGUUGGAAGCCAUGCGGCAGUUGGAUGAAGAAGACAUCCAAGACGCCAAGAACCGUCGAAGCUAUGCCUUUGGCGGCGACGAGGUUUGGCCCUUCUUCUGUGGCUAUGGCCAUGCCAAGGUGCGACAUGUGCCCACCACAGCGUGCUACCCCAGGCAAGUGACUUGCAGCAUCGCUCCCCACGUCCCCGACUGAAAGCAGACCGGCCGACUGCUGGCCGUGCUCGGCCGUGCUGUUGAGCAGCUGAGAUGAUCAAAGUUUCUACUUGGAAGUUCAUCCCUAGUUUGCAU